Prunus armeniaca (apricot) is the source of this 591-nucleotide messenger RNA. The record is from the annotation of a GenBank genome assembly. NCBI's taxonomy places the organism in Eukaryota, Viridiplantae, Streptophyta, Magnoliopsida, Rosales, Rosaceae.
AUGGAAGCAAAACUGAAACCGUCCAAAACCCACCAUGGCCCUCAAACUUGGAAACGCAUUUCCUUCCCUCCCAUGUUUCGCGGAGCAAGAAUCCUCAUCUACUCACUGCAUAAAAAGGAUGAUGAUGACCAAGAAGCCGAGUUUGAGAUGUUCAGGGAACACUCAGGGAGUGGGUUACAAGAGAUGAAGCAGAUCCAUUUGAAUACCAUGAUUCGUAUUGGAGGCGUUGUGACCCGACGCUCCGGGGUCUUUCCCCAAUUGCAAGAAGUAAAGUACGAUUGCAAUAAAUGUGGGGCAAUUUUGGGGCCAUUCCUUCAGAAAUCUUAUUCAGAAGUUAAAGUUGGUUCUUGCCCUGAAUGCCAAUCAAAAGGACCAUUCAGAGUCAAUAUUGAGCAGCUUGCUCUAGUUGACACCCCGAACUAUCACAUCUUCCGUCUCGUUACCCUCUCUAAUCUGUAUAAGGCAGCAGUUCCUUUCAGUUUUUUUAUGCUCUCAUCUUCUUCUUCUUCACUUAUUGAGGUCCAGUCAUUAGUUCAAGAACCCGAAAUUCAGAAUUGCUUCAAUGACUCCGGUUCCAUGCUUUCUAUUUAA